AUGGAGAUUCCGCGCGGUCAGAGAUGCUUUGUCGAUCGGGUCGAGUGCUCUCGGGAACGGGCCAAUCCAUUGGGGAAAGAGGGAGUCGCACGACGAAGCGGGCAUAUGAUGUUUGAUUCUUUACGAGGAAGCACUCUCCGAGGGCAUAUGAUGUAUAAUUCCUCGGAUAAGAUUUCGGCAGUCAUGUCGGAAAACGACCUUCCGGUCCGGAUACGGAAAAACUCCAUCCAGUUCCCGAUGGAGACGGAGUUUUGCGAAUUCUUCCCGGAACUAGAAGAUCAUUUCGAGAUUUUCGAGCAUAUCCGAGGGUUCAAUGUGACUAUUGCAACUUCGGCCAACACGCAAGAAUAA
This is a messenger RNA of Cryptomeria japonica (Japanese cedar), 351 nucleotides long. RefSeq names its product large ribosomal subunit protein uL5m-like. The transcript has a single exon. Lineage: Eukaryota; Viridiplantae; Streptophyta; Pinopsida; Cupressales; Cupressaceae. The record is from RefSeq and is a predicted model, not a curated record. Bases 1 to 351 code for a protein of 116 amino acids.